Anolis carolinensis (green anole) is the source of this 3033-nucleotide messenger RNA. RefSeq names its product cytochrome P450 2J2. Gene Ontology annotation, biological process: xenobiotic metabolic process. Bases 1250 to 2740 code for a protein of 496 amino acids. Gene Ontology annotation, molecular function: oxidoreductase activity, acting on paired donors, with incorporation or reduction of molecular oxygen, reduced flavin or flavoprotein as one donor, and incorporation of one atom of oxygen; heme binding; iron ion binding. NCBI's taxonomy places the organism in Eukaryota, Metazoa, Chordata, Lepidosauria, Squamata, Anolidae. The record is from RefSeq and is a predicted model, not a curated record. The transcript is spliced from 9 exons. Gene Ontology annotation, cellular component: cytoplasm; intracellular membrane-bounded organelle.
AGAAAGUGUUCAGUACCUCUUUUGUGCCCAUUCUCCAUGCAUUGGUGGUGGAGUACACUUUCCAUAGGCACUGACUGACAGGGAAGAGAAAAAAAAUCCCCACGGAUAACAUUUAUUCAGGUGGACACAUAAAAGUGGUACACUUGAAGGGAAACUAUGCUCCUCCAAGAUAAAGCAAGAUUGAGACAAUUAUUUUUUUAAUGCAACUAAGAAGUAAAAGUUGUCCUCAUGGACAACAAGUUAAACAUGGGCCAACAAUGUGAUGGGGCUGCAAAAACCAAAACAAAAACCAAUGGGAUUUUGGCCUGCAUAAAUAGGAGUAUAGUGUCUAGAUCCAGGGAAGUCAUGCUACCCCUCUAUUCUGCUUUGGUCAGACCACACCUGGAGUCACACUGUGUCCAAUUCUGGGCACCGCAAUUGAAGGGAGAUGUUGACAAGCCGGAAUGUGUCCAGAGGAAGGUGACUAAAAUGAUUAAGGGUCUGGAGAUCAAGCCCUAUGAGGAGUGGCUUAAAGAGCUGGGCAUGUUUAGCCUGCAGAAGAGAAGGCUGGGAGAAGACAUGAUAGCCAUGUAUAAAUAUGUGAGGGGAAGUCAUAGGGAGGAGGGAGCAAGCUUGUUUUCUGCUGCCCUGGAGACUAGGACACGGAACAAUGGCUUCAAACUACAGGAAAGGAGAUUCCACCUGAACAUUAGGAAGAAUUUUCUAAGCAGUUUAGCACUGGAACUCUCUGCCCCGGAGUGGUGGAGGCUCCUUUUUUGGGAGCUUUUAAGCAGCGGCUGGAUGGUCAUCUGUUGGGGGUGCUUUGAAUGCGAUUUUCCUGCUUCUUGGCAGAGGGUAGGACUGGAUGGCCCAUGAGGUCUUCUCCAACUCUAUGAUUCUAUUAUUCUAUAUGGGGUAAUAAGAAUACUAAAAUGAAGUUGCAACAGUAACCAACUAUUUUGGACAUUGGAAUAACCUGUUCCACUACUUACUUUUACGAGGUCAAAUUCCAGGCUAGAGGUAAAAGUGGAAAGAGGAACCUACAAUUAAGAAAGAUCCCUCUCUGUUCUCUCUCUUCAACAUAUCAACAGGACAUUCUCUAUCAUUAGUCAAAUUCCUAGUCAGAUAAUCUACAUGAUGUAUCUUUGAGGGCAUGGUAUAUAGAUCUUUGUCUUCAUUUUUUCUGAGCAGCAGUUAAAACAUUGAGAGUGCAGACACGUUGGCUCAAAGACAUAGCAGUCAGUCUUGACUAUACCAGACAAAUCUGAUAAUGUGGUUCCACGCUUUUGCUAUCUUCUGGGAGACAAUAUCUCUGCAGGUUAUUCUUGGAUUCCUUGCUACAUUUCUUCUCCUUACUGACUAUGUAAAACGGAGACGACCAAGGGGUUUCCCCCCAGGUCCCAUACCUCUUCCUUUUCUGGGCAAUCUGCUUAGUUAUGAUGCCAAGAAGCCUCAUCUCUAUAACCAAAAGCUUGUUGCAAUUUAUGGCAAUGUCUUCAGUUUGCAGCUUGGAAACAUACAUAUUGUAUUUCUGAAUGGACUGCAGGCAGUGAAGGAAGCUCUAAUUAACCAGGGUGAAAGCUUUCUAGAUCGGCCAAAAGUCCCUAUUACCUAUGACGUUUCAAAGACAUUUGGAGUGAUUACGUCUAAUGGACAGACCUGGAAACAACAAAGACGUUUUGUUAUGUCAACGCUAAGGAACUUUGGACUGGGCAAAACAUAUUUGGAGGAACGAAUACAAGAAGAGAGCAGGUUCCUUGUGGCUGCCAUUGAAGAUGAGAAAGGGCAGCCAUUUGACCCCUACCAUCAAAUUAACAAUGCUGUUUCAAAUGUAAUUUGUUCUGUCACUUUUGGGAACCGCUUUGAUUACCACGACAGUGAUUUCCAGAAGUUGUUGCAUUUGCUUGAUGAAACAGGAGUUUUCCUGAGAAACAUUUGGAGCCAUCUGUACAAUGCUUUUCCAUCUCUCAUGAGGCGAUUGCCAGGACCUCAUCAAACCUAUUUUAAAAACUGGGAACAAUUGAAAUCCUUUGUGAGAAAAAUAAUUGAAAAGCACAAAGAAGACUGGAAUCCACUUAAAACAAAAGAUUUCAUUGAUGCUUAUCUAAAUGAAAUGGCAAAGGAGAAUGCUUCUUCCACUUUUCACAUGGAAAAUCUCCUGCAGUCAACACUAGAUUUGUUUGUUGCUGGAACAGAAACGACAUCUGCAACUUUGCACUGGGCUGUGCUGUACAUGGCUGUUUAUCCGGAAAUUCAGGCAAAGGUUCAGGCAGAAAUAGACUCUGUGAUUGGCCAGUCUCACCUCCCAGCAAUGGCCGAUCGGGAUAAUAUGCCUUACACUAACGCAGUUAUUCAUGAAAUUCAAAGAAGAAGUAGUAUUGUCGUUGUAAAUGCUCCUCGACUGACAGCUAAUGACACACGGGUAGCUGGAUUUCAUCUGCCCAAAGGAACCAUCGUGUUUGCCGACCUGACAUCAAUCUUGUUUGACAAAAAUGAAUGGGAGACCCCAAAUGUAUUUAACCCCAACCAUUUCCUGAAGAAUGGUCAAUUCAUGAAGAGGGAAGCUUUCGUACCAUUUUCUACAGGAAAGAGAGCCUGUCCUGGAGAGCAGAUGGCUAAAAUGGAACUUUUCCUUGUCUUCACUACCCUACUUCAGAAGUUCACUUUCCAGGCUCCAAAGGGUGUGAAGCUAAGCCUUGACUCCAAGACAGGGCAUGUACUGAAACCAAAGCCAUACCAAAUAUGUGCCAUCUCUCGUUAAAGCAAAACAACUAUGCUAUUUUAGGUAACCCAAUUUAUUUGUUGCAUUGCUUCCAUUAGUUGUCCUGGUGUUAUUGAGCCAUAACCCCCCCCCCCCCCCGGCAAAAGAUUUCUAAUUCACCAAUGAUUCAGAAAUAAACAUAUAGCUUUCUUUUUUUAAAAAAAGACCCUUUCCAGACUUGUGCAAGUGCAAAGCACCAGAAGAUCAAGACCAAGACAGCAGCAGCAGUAGCUGUAAACCCCUAAAAGUUAUCAUAUCCAAUCCUUUAAUAAAUUGUAUCUGUUUUUCAUGAA